CAGAACUAAUUCUCAUGUCAGCAGAAAGCUCAACUAUCACAGUUCGUCUUGUUCGCUCUUUUGAACACCGGAAUUUCAGACCUGUGGUGUAUCAUGGAGUUAACUUGGAUCAGACAGUGAAGCAGUUCAUUACUUUUGUGCGGAAGGAUGUGUCUUCAAGAACAGGACUUCCUCCUCCUUUUAAAAAUUACAAGUAUGAUACAAUGAAGAUCAUUCACCAAGCACACAAAUCUAAGACUGGUGAACUUGUAGUGAGUUUGGAAGAUGAUGACAAACUGAUGUUGAAAGAAGACAGUACGCUGAAAGCAGCUGGAGUAGCAAAUGAGACCGAAUUAGCAUUCUUCUGUGAGGAAGAUUACAGAAACUACAAAGCUAAUCCUGUUUCAGCCUGGUGAAGAUCCCAAGAGAUUGUUUUGUUUUCCCAUACCUGUUGUAAAUUUUCCUUAUUCUGCUUAAUGAGAUUUUUCUUAAAGAUCAAUAAAUCCUAGAGGAUUGCUUUGC
Molecule: messenger RNA, 501 nt
Organism: Leptosomus discolor (cuckoo roller)
Lineage: Eukaryota; Metazoa; Chordata; Aves; Leptosomiformes; Leptosomidae
Source: RefSeq, a predicted model, not a curated record